AUGGGUGUAUACACACAGAAAGGCAUUGUUCCGCGGUACAUAGUCGCCGAAAAAAUCACUGGGUUGUUCGCCCAGCCACUGAUCGACCAGUCCGGCAUCGCAACGUCCUUCCAGAAACCGCUGGUGGUGCUGGAUAACGCCUGCGGCACGGGGAUUGUGUCGAGUUUUUUGAAUCAAAAAAUACACUACAAGACGAGGAAGCGCUGGAAAUUGGUAUGCAGUGAUUUGACACAGGAGAUACUCGACUAUACUAGGCAGAGGAUCCGGGAUGAAGCGUGGAUGAACGCUAAGGCCAAGCUUGUGGAUGCGCAAGAUACGGGCCUUCCAAAUGAAUAUUUUACUCAUGUUUUCGUUGGAUUUGCAUUCAACACCUUUCUCGAUGAAAUGGCCGCAAUGAAUGAAUGCUUCCGUAUCCUCAAACCAGGAGGCACACUUGCUAUUUCCACAUGGCAAUCUACCGACUGGCUAACCCUAAUCGAAAGCGCCAUCAUGACCAUCCCCGACAACCUCCCCUUCCCCUCCACCAAGGAGUUCUUCGCACUGUACAGCAGAGGCUGGCACUCCAAGAGCUACGUACGUGCACAGCUGGAGACGGCAGGAUUCAGACACGUCCAGACCACCUCUGUGAACAAGCAGAUAUCGCUCCCCAUUUCGGAGUUCAUGGAGGUCGUGAUGAGCAUAGUACCUGUUGUGGCUAUUAGGUUUUGGACGCAGGAGCAGCGCACCAGGUACCAGGGUGAUGUCCCGGGUGUGGUGAGGCGGUAUCUGGAGGGGAGAUUUGGGGUGUUGGGGUUGGUUGUGUUGGAGCCUUGGGCGCUUGUUACGACUGGGCUUAAGGUAUAGCUGGUACCAGAUAGUUAGUAUCUG
Molecule: messenger RNA, 867 nt
Organism: Aspergillus candidus
Lineage: Eukaryota; Fungi; Ascomycota; Eurotiomycetes; Eurotiales; Aspergillaceae
Gene: gtmA
Product: gliotoxin thiomethyltransferase
Exons: 4
Coding region: 1-843 (280 amino acids)
Molecular function (GO): methyltransferase activity
Source: RefSeq, a predicted model, not a curated record